Messenger RNA from Tarenaya hassleriana, 1782 nucleotides. RefSeq lists its product as uncharacterized. Gene Ontology annotation, molecular function: nucleic acid binding; zinc ion binding. Lineage: Eukaryota; Viridiplantae; Streptophyta; Magnoliopsida; Brassicales; Cleomaceae. The transcript is spliced from 4 exons. The record is from RefSeq and is a predicted model, not a curated record. Bases 1 to 1782 code for a protein of 593 amino acids.
AUGCAGACACUAAAGGAGUUACAAGCCUUUGGAAGAUCGUUGUUGCUUGAUGCAGACAACUAUGGGUAUUGGAAGGUCAAGGUUAUGAACCUUAUCAAAGGAAUUGAUGAGGAUGUCUGGAUCACAGUUCAGAAGGGGUGGACGAUUCUAAAAGUCAUCAUUGAUGGUGUGGAGACGCUUAAGCCCAACGAACAAUGGACGGUGAAUGAAAAGAAAGUUUCAACACUAAAUUCAAAAGCACUUUCAAUCAUCUUCAACACUGUGGAUUCAGAUGAAUUCAAACAGAUCCAAGCAUGCAAAACCGCCAAAGAAGCUUGGGAUACCUUGGAAUUGAUACAUGAAGGAACAUCAAGUGUUAAGACGAAAAGGCGUGACAUUGUCAAACAUCAGUUUGAUAAGUUGGAGAUGGAUGAGGAUGAAAGCGUGAAGGAGUUUUGUGGAAAACUCAGUGCAUUGGCGAAUGAAGCUGCAACUUUGGGAAAGCAGUACAAGGAUAGUAAACUGGUCAACAAAUUAAUCAUGAGCUUACCGGAGAAAUACAUACCUCAAAUUGCUGCAUUCCAGAUGGUACACAACACUGACAAUGUAAGUUUCAAAGAAACCAUCGGUAUUUUUGCUGCUCAUGAAUUAGAGUUGAAUAUUAUCAGAAAAAAGUCAGUGCCACCUCGCAAAAAAGGAGUAGCCCUUCACGUUCCAGAAGAUGACUCGCUUCAUAUUACAGCUGAAGACGAUAUGUCACUUAUAUUGAAAAAAUUCAAUAAGUUUUUCAAGAAAAAAGCUUCAUAUCCCCAAAAGCAAGAAGCAAAAGAGACCAACAGAUGUUUGGAAUGCAAGGGAAAAGGACAGUGGAAGGCAAAUUGUCCUAGUGUUGCCAAAAGAGAAACUGUCUUGAAGAGCCUUCAAGAGAUACAAUGCUAUGAAUGUCAGGGCUAUGGUCAUACGAAAAAAGAGUGUUUGGAAAAAUCCAAAGGAAAAGGAAAAGUCAUUAUCAAUCAUGACAGCUCUGAGAUAGAAUCUGAAGAAGAAGAAGAGGAAGAGUUAUCAAACUUAUGUGCAUUCAUUGGGAUCAUAGAUGAAGAAUCUGAUGAUGAAGAGGUAUAUGUGAACGAACUCUACAAUGAGACAAUGAAGAUCUACGAGAUUAACAUGAGACUGGUCAAGGAGAAGAAGGAAUUGGAGCUGCAACUAAAAGAAGCAAAGACCGAAAUAGUGCUACAGGAAGAGGAGAUCACUCACUUGAAACGACAAAUAGAAGAAACAAAGAAGAAUGUACGAAUGCUUGGAAGUGGAACAGAGAAGUUGGACUAUCUGCUCGGCGUGGGCAGACAUGAUCCUAGACAUACAGGGCUUGGAUACAUUUGGAUAAGGAAGGAUGCUCUUAACUAUAAUGUGGCAUUGACCUCUGAGCAAAGUAAUCAUGAUAACAUAUGGUACCUUGAUAGUGGUUGUUCAAGGCAUAUGACAGGGAAGAAGGAGUUGCUGUCAAAUUUUGUCAGUGAUAAGAAAGGAGACGACGUGACAUUUGGUGAUGGAAAGAAGGGAAAGAUGGGACUUAAGGCAAAUUUGAUCAGCAUUAGUCAACUUUGUGACAAUGGUAUGAAGGAAAACGAACAACAAACCACUGUUAUACCUGGACAGAAAAGAACAAAAAUCAGCCAAAGUGUUUCAAAGUAUCCACCACUGACAAGUCAGGGGAUGUUCACAGAAUGUCAGAGCUCACUCACGAAGAGAAAAUUGUACCCAAGUCAUGUCGACAAACUCGAGUUCAACACAGGAGGAUAA